UGGAAUCAACGUCGAACUGAUCCAUUUGGUCCUUUGCUCCUCACCGUCCAACACCUUUCCCUUAACGUUGAAUAUUAAAGCUAGCCAAGAUGGGUGGUGGAGACUUAAACAUGAAGAAGUCUUGGCACCCGCUCCUGCUUAAGAAUCAGGAGCGGGUCUGGCUCGAGGAGAAGAAGGCUCUCGAGGAAAAGAAGAAACUUGAUCAGCUGCGUAAAGAGAAGGAAGAGGAAAGGCAGCUACAGGAGCUCCAACGUUUGCAAGAAGAGCAGACGGGAAAGAGAAAGACCGAGAAGCUAGAAUGGAUGUAUGCGACACCCGCGACUGGGAUCAAUCAGAACGCAAACGAUUUAGAGGACUACCUGCUGGGUAAAAAGCGGGUUGACAAGAUCUUGACGGCCGAUGAGAACGCACAGCUUGGCGCCUCUCACAAGAACUUCAUCGCUAUUCAGAAUGCUAACAAUGUUCGAGAUAUUGCCGCAAAGAUUCGUGAAGACCCGUUGCUCGCUAUCAAGCAGCAAGAACAGGCUGCAUACCAGGCACUCAUGUCUAACCCCCUCCGUCUUCGUGAAAUGCAGGAACGGAACGGUAUAAAGCCAAAGAAAGACAAGAAAGAGAAGAAGCGAGAGAAGAAGGAAAAGAAAGAACGGCUUGCCAGGGAACGAUUGGACCGUUCAAGGUCAAGAAGUCCUGUAGGGGAAUACAAUAGGAACGAUCGCCGGUAUGAUGCCGACGAUGACCGCCAUUAUCGGAGACGAAGCAGAAGCCGCUCUCCUGCUUACCGCAGAGGUCGUGACUCUCUCGACGACGGCGUCCGAACUUGGCCCCGCUCGGACGAAUCAGACGACAAUGGCUAUGGUCGUCGCAGAAGCAUCGAACGUAGUGGCAAACGAAUGGAAGAUGAUAGAAAACGGAGACGCAGUCCUAGCCCCCUGCAUCGUAACUCAUACCCGAAGCGCUCACGCUACAGUCCUCCAAGAUCUGAUUCCCGCCCCGGACCUUCCGCCAAGAAGCAGCCAUCCAAUACUGCUGAUGACCGUGCCGCAAAGCUGGCCGCCAUGCAGUCGGGUGCCGCAAGCAUGGAGGUAGAGCGACAGCAGCGGCUCAUGGCAAUGCUUGAGAAAGAGAAGGCUGACCUCGAAGUGGAAGAGCGAGCCCGCGCAAAGUCAAAGGGCAUGGGUGGCUUCUUGGGGCAAGAACAGAAGAAGGUCUUUGGCGGCGUGGGUGGUCUAGAAGACAGGCUCAGACGGGGAAGAGGCGGACUAGUUGCCGACGCGGACUGAGAUUCAUCCUGGUUGGUCUUCACUACUGAGCGCUUAGCUUUGACCGCUCCUUCCGUGGCUACAUAAGCAAGAAUCGCACUCAUGAGCACUUAUGGUAACCCCAAUCGCGGCCGAAUUCUGAGGUUGUCACCGCAGUUCCUGUCUCCGGUCUGAGGGAUUCCGAGGAACAGCUCACAGCUGUUUCGACUCAUCAACAAAAAAAGGCUGCUUGUGAGGUUGAAGACGAUUGCUACAGCCGGUCAUGAUUGUCCUCGAACUACAUAGAGAAUCCAACCCUGACUAUGUAUCUUUCCACUAAGUCAUCGAUAUUCAUUGACUGAGCAACACGGUCAGCGGUCAUCGCCGUUCCCACUCUGAG
This is a messenger RNA of Suillus bovinus, 1638 nucleotides long. Its product is annotated as Pre-mRNA splicing factor-domain-containing protein. Gene Ontology annotation, biological process: mRNA splicing, via spliceosome. Lineage: Eukaryota; Fungi; Basidiomycota; Agaricomycetes; Boletales; Suillaceae. The record is from RefSeq and is a predicted model, not a curated record. Gene Ontology annotation, cellular component: U2-type spliceosomal complex. The coding region runs from base 90 to 1280 and encodes 396 amino acids. The transcript has 4 exons.